AUGUCUAUGAAGGUUCACUUGGAUAAUGCAGAUACAGAUACGGACAUGGGGGAUGGCGACGAUGGAGGUGAGGAUGGAUAUGCCGACGAAACCUCCACCCCAAAUACCUUUAUCCCACCAAUACAAGACCCACCGCCGCGUCGGAAUCCCCAGAAAAUCAUUCCCGCCAAUACGUUUGCGGGCAAUUAUCGCUCCAUCUUCACACUGAACGACUCGGGCAGCAAGCUACUUCCUCUUCUAAAUCAUGUCAAUUGCAGCUACCUCUCCACACCCGGAAUUGCACCCACAAUCCUGCAGCUAAAACAACAUGCGCAGUCUCUCGUCGUGCUCAUCAAGUCACUGACGGUUUCGACGUUCCCGGCAGUCAUCGACAACGUGAACUCUGGGGUUGAGGGGAUGCCUGCGUUCAACGAUGGCGAGACAUAUGAUUUCCUCAAUGACCUUACAAGACCGUACUUGGGCCCCAAAAGGCCAGAGCACCAAACACACCACAAUAUGCCUCUCACCACCCUUCUCAAUGUACUGGAAGAAGAGAACAUUCCGGGAGAAGACGGCAAGCCAGACAGGAUCAAGCUCUGGGACGUCUGUCCUCUUCACCACGCAGAGAAAACGCCCAUUAACCAGCCAAGUCUUCCAUACGCGACGCACCAAAACUUGAUAUCGCACGCAAAUGAAACGCUCGAGCUGCUUGAUCAUGAGUAUAGCGCUAAAGGUGGCCUACUUUCCAUCCUUCCCACGAAACUCGAGAAGGAAGAUCGAGAAGCAGCAGAGUCUACACUCCUGGGCCAGUUGAUUCUCUAUAUCCAACGCCUAGUCCAACGGGCCCACGAUCUCGAGCGCUGCUACGCAAACGCCAUGGACGUAAUCGCCGGCGAAGCCAUCGUUCCCCACCAAGCACUUUCGAGACUCGGUCCCGACGGACGCCAACCACGAGAUAUGGUGUUCCCACAAGACCGCUUCGUGCUCGUGAAUGCCGGUAAUGAUCUAUACCAGUUCCUGAACGACGAGUUCGAGAAGAAGGAACGGACCGAUGAGGCCGUCAUGGCAAACUGGAAACAGCUAGGCCUGACCGGCGAAGCAAUCUGGGAGAACCGGGGCGGGAAAGAGAUGAACAGAGGUAUCGUCGCUCUCGACGUAACAACGCGUUACUACCGCUUAAAAGGCGAUGCCCUAAAAACCAUCUUCGUCAUCCCCGCGCACCAAGAACACCCCGGUACCAGCGUAACCCGCGAGCUCGAAUCCAAACCCACGGUCGUCAGCGUUGUCAAGCCCACGUGGCCCGACCGUGUCUCGACGUGGGAGAUGAAACACCGCGGUGACCUGGAAGCCUUCAAGACGAACCAGCUCGAGCUGGCCGACCUGCAGAGCCAAGUCGAACUCAUGCGUGAGAACGAGGCCGUGCUGAAGUACUCAUGGGAGACAGCGCAGGGAGAGGCAAGGGAAUGGAAGAGAGAGUUGGACGAGCUGAGAGCGACGCUGAAUGAGCAGCCGAACAAAUCCAAGAAGCGAGACUUCGAACGCGUCCAGGAGGUUAAUAAAUUGCGCCAGGCGCUCGACGACGCGAAGUCCCAGACGGAGAAAGACAGGAAAGCAGCAGCCGAAGAGCGGAAACUAGCCGAGACGCUGCGAAAGGAUUCAGAACGGAGGAACCUGGAGCAUCAGCAGCGCAUCAAAAAAGACGAAGCGGAAUUCGACGCAGAGGUGCAGAGAGACCGAGUGAGGAUCGCGAAGAAGGAUGCCGAGAUAGGUCAGAAUGCCAUCGAGCUGCAGGAGAAGCUGCGGGCUGCGUGGCAGACGCAGAUCCAGGAGACGACUAUCGUUACCGCGUAUCUGAAUGGCAAGCUGGCGAUUAUCGGGACGGAUGAGGCGGAUGAGGAGGUUAAGCUGGUGGCGGAGAAGUGGGCGAGUGCGAUCAUUGAUGCGGCUGUGCCGAAAUCUGGUAUUAGACUUGGGAGGGGCAAUGGUAGUGGUAGUAGAAGCGGAGCACCUAGAGCCGCCACAGCCACAGCCACCUCGAAAUCAGAUUCCAGCACAACGAUGGACAUGGGACCAGCCUCCAGCGACGACAAACUGGCCUUCGGCACGGACGCGGAAUUCGAUGAAGAAUUUGGCAUUUAG
Molecule: messenger RNA, 2118 nt
Organism: Lachnellula hyalina
Lineage: Eukaryota; Fungi; Ascomycota; Leotiomycetes; Helotiales; Lachnaceae
Exons: 2
Coding region: 1-2118 (705 amino acids)
Source: RefSeq, a predicted model, not a curated record